This is a messenger RNA of Closterium sp. Naga37s-1, 1008 nucleotides long. Lineage: Eukaryota; Viridiplantae; Streptophyta; Zygnematophyceae; Desmidiales; Closteriaceae. The record is from the annotation of a GenBank genome assembly.
AUGUCACUUUCGUUCCCAAUGCCGUUCCCAUCGUCGAGGCGGUACCGUUGCCCUUGCCUCCGCCGCCUAUUCGUCGCCCUCCCUUCCCCUUACCUUCGCGCUCGCUUCCCCUGCCCGUCGCACUCCCGUCUCCUUCCCAUCGCGCACCCUGCCCCGUUCCCUCGCUUCCCCUGCCCGUCGCGCUCCCUUUUCCUGCUCGUCGCGCUCCCUUCUCCUGUUCGUCGCGCUCCCUUCUCCUGCUCGUCGCGCUCCCUUCUCCUGUUCGACGCGCUCCCUUCUCCUGCCCGUCGCGCUCCAUUCCGUCACUUAUCAUUUCUGUCACUCAUUCCCUCCCGUCCUUCCCGUCCCUCCCGUCGCCCAACACCUUCCGUCCACACAGGGCAACCGCCUUGCAUCGGGCCUGUCACUCACACACUUACAUGUGACACUCACUCCCGUUCUGCAAACUCACUCCCCUCCUCUCCUCUCCCUUUCCCCGUGUCCUUCCCUCCGUUUCCCCCCCUGUCCCUUCCCUGCCGUUCCCCGUGUCCUUCCCUCCGUUUCCCACCUUGUCCCUCCCUCCACCUCCCCCCUGUCUUUCCCUCCGUUUCCCCCCUUGUUCCUCUCUCUCUUUCCCUGUGUCCUUCCCUCCUGCCCCCACCUUCCCCUCCCUUCCUUUCCUCCAUUCCUAACUGCUCCUGCUCCCUCUCCUUCUCAUCACUCGUUUUUCCCCGUCCCUCUGAUCUCCGCCCUUAUUCCCACACCCCAACCCUCCCCGUCACCCACACAUGUCGCAGGCACAUAUCACUUACACCUUCCCUCCUCCCACCUUCCCUCCUCCCACCUCCCCUCCUCCCGCCAUCUCUUUCCAUCCCACUCCUCUUCACUCUGCCCUUUCCUUCUCGCUGUCCGUAUCCGCUCGCCUAUUCUGACUCAGGUCUUCUCAAGUUGCACCCGACUUACGCCUCACAAAAUGGAUGUGCAGCACCGACACUCGCCUUCCGCAUUUGUGAACCGGAAGAGCGAUAA